AAUGAAUUCCAAACCACAUUACAAUACUCAUAAAUUAACAUUAACUAAGCCAAGUAAGAAAUCACAAUUUUAUUCUGAUGAUGGAGAAAGCACUACACCUCAUUCAAUUAACUCUGUAAAACAUAAAUAAGAGUUUUAAACUGAUGAUUCUGAUUGUGGGACUCCAAUAACUCCAUCUCCUAAGUCAUCAUAGAAACCAUAAUAAUCAAAAUUCAAACCUAAACCAUCAACUAUUUAAUAACUCUUUACAAACACAGCUAAAAAUGUAUUGUAAAAUAAGUAAAAUCAUUCAGAUGCUGAAUUGAAAACAUAAAAGUAAUAUGAAGUUUCUGUAAAAAAUCAUCCCUUUAGACAUUUAAUAUUUGGAGAAUCAGUUUCUGAAACUACACUAAAGAAACAUCUCUUAUUAACCUAAAGAGGUUUAAUAUAUGCAACCAAAUGUUUGAAAGGACCCAGUGAUUAAUUUAUAAAAUCUCGUCAAGUAGAGGUCCCAAAAGAAGAAAACAAAUCAAAAGUUCUUUUAUUAGAUUUAGAUGAAACUCUAAUACAUUGUAGUAGUAGUAAAGAGUAAGCUUAAGUUAACAUUAAUUAAAUAAGUUUUAAUGUAAGACCCUAUACAAAUUAUUUUUUAAAUAAAUUAUCGUAAGUAUAUUCAAUUUUCAUAUUCACAGCUUCAUCACCUUCAUAUGCUAGUAUUGUUGUAGAUUAUUUAGAUCCAGAUUAAACUAAAAUUAUUGGAAUAUUUUCGAGAAAUCAUUGUAUGGAAACUAAAAAUGGAUUCUUUAUUAAAGAUUUAAGAACUCUUAAAGAUAUUGAUUUAAGUUCUACAAUAAUUGUUGAUAAUUUGGCUCAUUCUUUUGGUUUAUAGAUAGAUAACGGAAUACCAAUACUAGAAUGGAAUUCCGAUGAAAAGGAUGAAGAAUUGAAAUAAUUGACAGAAUAUCUAAUAAAAGCAAGUCAAGUUGAGGAUGUUAGAAUAUUUAAUAGAGAGAAUCUUCGUUUAAGAGAAUUAAUCAACUACUAAUUAUGA
Messenger RNA from Paramecium pentaurelia, 1030 nucleotides. NCBI's taxonomy places the organism in Eukaryota, Ciliophora, Oligohymenophorea, Peniculida, Parameciidae. The record is from the annotation of a GenBank genome assembly.